This is a messenger RNA of Mastomys coucha (southern multimammate mouse), 906 nucleotides long. RefSeq names its product cystatin-13. The record is from RefSeq and is a predicted model, not a curated record. The transcript has 5 exons. Gene Ontology annotation, molecular function: cysteine-type endopeptidase inhibitor activity. NCBI's taxonomy places the organism in Eukaryota, Metazoa, Chordata, Mammalia, Rodentia, Muridae. Bases 405 to 830 code for a protein of 141 amino acids.
AAGUCAGAGGCCAGAAAUACCUGGGGCUUAAAUCCCAACAGAUACCUAUCCGGGAGCAGCAGCAUGACCUGAGAGUGCUGGUGGCCAAGAGCACCUGGGACUAGAGGCCACUUAAUCUUCGUCCUUACUACAGAUAAAGCAUCAAAUGGACGCCCAGUGAUUCAGUUACAACAUUACCUGAUACCAGCCUAAGACAACAGGAGUUUGACCUGCUUUCAUAUGACCUUCCACUUUGAGGAGAGGCCCUUGGGUCUGAGCAUAUUUGUUGUCCCAGCAUAUGCAGUGUCAGGAGUUGAGAAAGGAUCUAUCGAUCUACAGAGGAAGCAGGAGCCUUGCUGGCUACAUCUACACCAGCUUUGGAAAGAAAACAGGAACUAGAUACAUUCCUUGAAUGAAGAAGCAUCAUGGCCAGAUUCUUACAGACCCUGCUGCUCCUGGUGUUCACAGUGCAGUUUGUAUCUAGAAGAGUCGAAGCCUGGGGCUCACCAGAGAUUGUGAGGUCAUUCGAAGACAUCCCCCAAUCCUAUGUGUAUGUGCAGCAUGCACUCUGGUAUGCCAUGAAAGAGUAUAACAAGGCCAGCAAUGACCCCUACAACUUCAGGGUGGUGGAUAUCCUAAAAUCUCAGGAGCAGAUCACAGACAGUCUGGAGUAUUAUCUUGAAGUAAACAUUGCCCGAACAAUGUGCAAGAAAAUUGCAGGAGAAAAUGAAAACUGCUUGUUUCAACAAGAUCCUAAAAUGAAAAAGAUGGUGUUUUGCAUUUUUGUGGUUAGCUCCAAACCAUGGAAGUUUGAACUUAAAAUGCUGAAGAAGCAAUGCAGAGAUAUCUAAUCAGCAUCUGGUACACCUUGCCACUCUUACUUUUCUCUUAAAUGAAUAAAGAUGCGAGUAAGAUAAUGGACCACCA